Soboliphyme baturini is the source of this 249-nucleotide messenger RNA. Lineage: Eukaryota; Metazoa; Nematoda; Enoplea; Dioctophymatida; Soboliphymatidae. The record is from the annotation of a GenBank genome assembly.
AUGGGAUCUCAAGUGCGCUUUGCUAACUAUCGUGUGACGAACAUCAUGGCAACAUGUAAACUGCCGUUUGGAGUUCGGAUCAGAAACCUGGCUCAUGAAUAUCCAAAGGAGAGCAGCUAUGAGCCGGAGCUUAACAUCGGGUUGCUGUGGAAAAGUGUUAAACCUAAGGCCACGUUGCGAAUCCACACCACAGGCAGCGUGACGGUUACCGGAGGUGAGUUGAUAAUUGUAUUUGUAGUCACUGUAUGA